Ichthyophthirius multifiliis is the source of this 570-nucleotide messenger RNA. Its product is annotated as Snf7 family protein, putative. Gene Ontology annotation, biological process: endosome transport via multivesicular body sorting pathway; late endosome to vacuole transport; protein transport. Lineage: Eukaryota; Ciliophora; Oligohymenophorea; Hymenostomatida. Gene Ontology annotation, cellular component: ESCRT III complex; multivesicular body. The record is from RefSeq and is a predicted model, not a curated record. The transcript has 5 exons.
AUGGGAAACGAUUCUUAAAAACCAAUUUAAUAACCCAAACCUGCUGAUCCUAUAGAAAUAUAAAUAGAUUUAAAAAUGGCUUAAAAAUAAUUUGAACGUGAAUCAAAGAAAGCAGAAAAAGAAUAAAUUUAAAUUAUGGAAAAAGCUAGAUAAGCAGUUUAAAAGGGAAACGAAGAAGGAGCUAAAUUAUAUUUAUAAAAUGCAAUGGCUAAAUAAAAAUUCAGCUAAAAUAUGUUAAAAAUGUCUCAUAAAAUAGAUGCUAUAUCCGCUCAAAUUAAAAUGAAUUAAGGAAAUGCUUAAUAUAUCUAAUAAUUAAAUAAAAUAACACCUUAUUUAUAACAUCAUUCAUCAAACUUAUCUCUAGAAUAAAUGUAUGGGUAAUUAAAUAAUUUCGAAUAGGCAAUGGAUGAAUUAACUAUAGGUUAAAAAGUUAUGGAUAAUAUUAUGAAUAAAAAUGAUAUUUAAAGUGAUGUAGCAAUUGAUAGUAUGCUUUAAAAUAUGAAAUUAGAAUAUGCAUAAGAUAUAAACUAAAAUUUUUAAACAAAUAGUAAAUAUAAAUUAUAUUAUUGA